AUGAUCGAGAGCCAGGAGGCGGCUAGCCACCAGAUCCCAGACGGCCCCUCCGGACCCCCGGCUCUAGCUGCAGCCCUGGAGUCCCACCACCACAGCAACGGUCCCAGCUUUGGAGUGAGCGGAACAAGACUCCCUAUUCUCCUGAGGGUCCCCUUCAUACAGAGAGCACAGCAACCCAGGCAGACGGACUACCCUCAGACAAGGAACUCUAAGAGCACGGACCUGGUGGCUGAUGAGAGCAACAUGAGAUCCCUGGCAGAGCAGAGACCAGCGGCCUCAUCCAGGGGGAGUGACCUGGGUCCCACCUUGGUCCUUUGGAAGUCCUGCUCCUUGGAAAGCCUCCAGUCGGCCAUGUCGGAGGCCCGGCAGCUGAGCCAGGUGCCCUACCACCGUCCCAGGCCUCACACGGUGCGCCAGAGCUUCCGUGCCACCAUCGACAAGUCCUACGACGGGCCCUCGGAGCCGGAGGACGGUGACCUGUCAGAGCAGGGCUCCGGCCGAGACACGCCCGUCAGUGGCUCAUCCCGCCAGGACCAGAUCGAAUCAGGGGCAGGGAAGAAGAAGACCAAAGGGAAGAAAAAGAAAGAGAAGAAAAGCAAAGAAAAAGUGAAGAAAACUGCGAAUUCUGAGGACCAGGAGAAGGCCAAGAAGAAAGGAUUCGGCCUCUUAAGUGAGCGUGACCAGAAGCUCAGGAGAGAGCUCCAGCAGGCCCGUGCUGCGCCUGCUUACGAAGAGCUAGGGGUCAGCCGCCGCAGAGCCCUCGACUACGACCCACCACGAAUGGCCGUGAGAGGACCUGAUACCCGCCCGGGACCCUGCUAUGAGGACAAGGAGCGACAGUACGCAGCCCACUCCAGGAGCGCGGAUCCGAAUGACUACCCCACCCAGUCUAGGACAGCACCCGGUUACUCCGGCCGAGGCAACUACUACCCCCCUAAAGAGGCCCAGCCCCGCCCCUCCAGCCAGCCCCCUGGGCCACUACAGGUGGACCCCAGGUAUUACCCAUCCUCGCCCCAACGGGCUGACCAGCACCAGGAUGUGCCCCCCCCACCAGGCACCCGUGCCCCCCGCUACGAGACAGUGGGCAGGGACGGUUACCGUGAUGCCAGCCCUGAGCGCUACGGCGGCGGCUACAGGGACGGCAGGCAGCCAGACCCAGGCCAGAAGAACAGCAUGAUCGGAGUGGUGUAGGUGCCAUAGCUAGAAGGACUCAGACUGGUAUUGCAGAAUUCUGUUAACUUUCCCCAGAUUUUCCGGGAAGAUCCCAGUUGGAAGAUUCCCUGGUUUCUGCCAUAUUUCUUCUUGAUUCCUGGAAUCUUCCAAGCAGGAUUUUUGGAAAACCUUGGAAUUUUGGAAAGAUUACUGAUUACUCCAACCCUAAAUCAGACCCACUCAUUGCUUCUCUACAGCCCCCUGUCUGAAAACAUCCUCGCCCCCCUACCUCAUUUGGUGUCUGCAAAUCUGAAGGAAUCAGAGUGGUGUAAAUAAUACGGCUCCAACUAGACGUCCAAUGGGCGUGAGCCAUACUGCUUACACCUAUCCAGGUCUUUGAGAUCUACAAACAUCAGCAGUAGGGGAAGGGUUUGCGUCCCAAAUGGCACUUUAUUCCCUUUCUAGUGCACUUCUUUUGACCAGGUCAAAAGUAGUGCACUAUGUAGGGAAUAAGGUGCCAUUUGGAAGGGGUGGUUUAUGGACCAGGCCAUCAUCAGAACACUCCUCUCAGCUGCUGACAUGUUUUAGAAGCAGUAAAGUUCUGUAUGUGUACAGUAUGUAUAGAGACAUGUUUAGAAAUGUGUGUUUCUUUAUGCAUGUGUGGGGAUGUAAAUGAUUUAUUUUAGAUUCACAGGCGUCCAGAAUGACUGGAGGUAGACAUGAUUUACAGAUUGGAAAGAGACUUUUAAUUGAAUACCAGCCAAACUCUUGCAGGGUUGCUGGCUUGCACAAACUUUUUGAAACAAGCUUAAAAACAGGCCCCUCCCCUUCUGGAACAACAGUGAGAGGCCAGGGAUGGUGAAGUUAGGGUUUCGACUCAAAAGGCACCCUAUUCCCGAGAUAACGGAAGACAACUGGACAAGAAGUUGACACUGGACAGGAUCCUAAGAAACAAGGUCGGAGGAACAGGAAGUAGGGAACAGGAAAUGAAGUCCACAUCAAAGCAUUUUUGCCCGCCUGCCGUGUCCCUUCCAUCCGCCUUUUUAGAUGUGGGUGUCUUUUGAAAGUGUUUUGUUUUGGUUGUGGCCUUCCACAAAUUCCAUUAACAGUUUUUUGCCUAUAACAAAUUUCUGCUGCCCAUAAUGUGUGUUGUGUUUAUGAUUUAAACGGCUGUGUCAAAUUUAGGUUAUGUUAUCAUAAAGACACUGUUGAAAAAAUGUAAAUGUAUGCUCUGUGUUGACUAACUAUAUUUAUUCAUCACAUGGCCUGUGUUCCGAAUGGCACCCUAUUCCCUAUAUACUUUUGAGCAGGACCCUAAUGGGCUGUGUCCAUAGCCUUAUGAACCCUGGUCAGAAGUAGUGCACCACAUAGGGAACACGGUGCCAUUUGGGGCACAAAAACAGUCUCCCAGUGAUAAAGGCCUAAGAGAGACACUUAAACAUGUUACUCAUAUGCACCGGGAUUAUUGUCCUUUCUCGCCAUUGAUCUCAUUUCAAGGCAGUUAACCCACUGUUCCUAGGCCGUCAUUGAAAAUAAGAAUUUGUUCUUAACUGACUUGCCUAGUAAAAUAAAUUAAAUAAAUGUCCCUUGUGUGAUGGUAAAGAAUCACAACGCUGACCAUAUCAUGUCAUAUUGUACGUUGAUGACGAUACAUUUUAACCUUUGUUUGUAAAUGCAUGUUUUUAUAUUAUGCCGUGCAUGAAAUAGACAUUGUAAAUGAUCAUAUACAAUAUGCCAAGAUGAAUUAAUUUAUUGUUCACCAAUUUAGCUGUCUCAUUUUACAGGAUGAUGAAAUUGCAAAGUUAUGCAAAUUGUCCUGAUUAUGAGUCACCAACAUGAUGACUCAUCUCACCCAAAUGAUUCAUUAAGAUUUUCAACCCAGUUUAGCUUUCCCAUUUGAGAUAAAUUAGCCCUCUACGAUAACAGAGAGGCCCAGGCUGCUUCCCAAAUGGCACCCUAUUCCCUACAUAGUGCCAUACUUUUGACCAGGGCCCAUUGGACCAGCUCAUAGGGCUCUAGUCAAAGUAUUGCACUAUUUAGGGAAUAGGGUGCCAUUUGGGACGUAGACCCAGUCUUACUGCUGAUAAAGACUGAAUCACCCUCAACAAUUAAGACUGAGGAGAUCUCUGUGCUGAAGUGAUUACCUCCCAAUUUGCUCCCACGGAAAAGGAAGAUCUGGCUGAUUGGUGGAAUUAGAGGUUGAAAUUAGGAUAAUUAGAAUCUGUUGAGAGCUCAUUUUAUCAGUUAGUGUUUAAUUACCGCUGAGGCCAGUCAGUGUGUUUCAGAUUUAAUUCCAAAUGGCACCCUAUUUCCCACAUAGUGCAUUGCUUUUGACCAGGGCCAGUAGGGCAUAUUGGGGCCGAUUCUAACCUGAGUUAAGCGUGCGUAAAUGGAACGUAAUUCCCUUUAAUGCACUCUCUAUGCGCAUUCUGACCUUGAACUUAAGCAUGAGAAUAGCAUGCUGUUCACACGUUAUUCAUUUUGGGUGGAGAUCUAAGAAAUAAAGGUGUGUUUGAGGUGUGUCUACAGAUGUAUUCUGACCUUGAUGCACGAGGAAACCAUGAAUAACAUAUGUAUUGUGGCCCAUUUUCCUCAGUGAAGUAGGCUAUAAAUAGCUACGCAGUUAUUCAAAAAUUGUAUUGUGUGCCCUCAUAAUGUGUGUAUGCAAUUUGGAUUACCAAACUAUAGGUUUAUGUAGGGCUGAAUCGAUGUAUGCGCUUUAAAAUGUUUUAAUUAUAUAAGCUUUUCACCAUUUUAUUUUACAAUUUGUAUCAUGUUAAAUAUUAGCCACUAUC
Messenger RNA from Oncorhynchus tshawytscha (Chinook salmon), 3947 nucleotides. RefSeq names its product partitioning defective 3 homolog B-like. Bases 1 to 1191 code for a protein of 396 amino acids. Gene Ontology annotation, biological process: establishment of cell polarity; establishment of centrosome localization; intracellular protein localization. The record is from RefSeq and is a predicted model, not a curated record. NCBI's taxonomy places the organism in Eukaryota, Metazoa, Chordata, Actinopteri, Salmoniformes, Salmonidae. Gene Ontology annotation, molecular function: phosphatidylinositol binding. The transcript has 9 exons. Gene Ontology annotation, cellular component: apical plasma membrane; cell cortex; adherens junction.